This is a messenger RNA of Hevea brasiliensis (rubber tree), 1960 nucleotides long. RefSeq names its product RNA pseudouridine synthase 6, chloroplastic. Gene Ontology annotation, biological process: pseudouridine synthesis. NCBI's taxonomy places the organism in Eukaryota, Viridiplantae, Streptophyta, Magnoliopsida, Malpighiales, Euphorbiaceae. Gene Ontology annotation, molecular function: RNA binding; pseudouridine synthase activity. The record is from RefSeq and is a predicted model, not a curated record. The coding region runs from base 16 to 1545 and encodes 509 amino acids. The transcript has 9 exons.
AAGAGCCCUGUUGCCAUGUACAAGCCCAACCCACUCUAUCUCCAACGACACCAUUUGUCCUUACCAGCUAGGAGCCCUCUACCAUCGUGCUGGUGCGAGUGUGAAGAGCUGCAGAUGAGUUCCUUGAGUUUAGCUUCAAUCUUCGCUGGUGGCCGCCGGAGUUUGGGUCCGCCAGUUACCGUCCUGCGCACUUUAGCAUCCACCCAUGUUUGUUUUGUCAAUAAGCACCAGAACAACAAUUCUUUAGCUUGGUUUUCUUUGAGUUCACAUAAGAGAACGUUCGGCUGUGGAUCCUCGAGAGCAGAAGUUACUUGCACAACUACCAGUUCUUCUGUUAAUGGAUACCUAGAUUAUGAUCGAUUGCUUCCAUGUCCCUCACAAAAUAGACCACCAAGAGUCGAACACUUGGUUGUUUUACAGGAGGGGCCUGUACUAGACUAUAUCUGCAAAGCUCUGGAUCUUCCUCAUCUGUUUGUUGCAGACCUCAUUCAUUUUGGCGCUGUACAUUAUGCCCUUGUGUGCCCACAGCCACCUCCAACAGCAACUCCAGAGCAGGUUAGGUUAUUUGAAGAAUUUACAGCACCGUCAGUUCUGAAGAAGAGAUCUUCCAUCAAAGGAAAAACUGUACGAGAAGCACAAAAAACUUUUCGGAUAACUCAUGUUGAACAGUUUCUUGAAGCUGGAACUUAUUUGCGUGUUCAUGUACAUCCAAAGCGCUUCCCAAGGUGCUAUGACAUUGAUUGGAAAUCAAGAAUUAUAGCUGUGACGGAAUCUUAUGUUGUUUUGGAUAAACCUGCUGGUACAUCAGUGGGUGGAACUACAGAUAAUAUAGAAGAAAGUUGUGCAACCUUUGCCACUCGUGCUUUGGGAUUAACAACUCCUUUGAAGACUACCCAUCAGAUUGAUAAUUGCACAGAGGGCUGUGUUGUGUUAGCUAGGACAAGGGAGUACUGCUCAGUUUUCCAUGGAAAAAUCAGAGAUAAAAAGGUGAAGAAGCUUUAUCUUGCUCUUGCUGCUUCUCCUGUGCCAACUGGAGUAAUUACCCACUACAUGCGUCCUGUUAAUAUUGCUCCCAGAAUUGUAUCAGAAGAAUUUAUAGAAGGAUGGCACUUGUGUCAACUUGAGGUCUUGGAAUGCAAAAAGGUUCCUUGGCCAGAUGCUGUAACUGAAGAGAAAUAUUCUGUUGAAGACUGUGGGUGGCCCUCAAAAGAUUAUGCAUACGAGUGCAAGAUCAAUCUUUUGACUGGUCGAACACAUCAGAUUCGAGCUCAACUGGCUGCCUACGGUGCACCAUUAGUGGGUGACUCGAUGUACAUGCCAGCUGCAAUUGCAGAAAUUGCAAAUCCUGGAGUUAAUCCAUUUGGAAAAUACAAAAAACAAUACGUGAGUCAGGAUGAUCAAUCAUUGGCCACUGCUGAGUGGGUUGUACAGCAUGGAAAGGAACCAAACGUUGCUAUUGGUCUUCAGGCCUGUCAAAUUUCAUGGGAUGAUGGCAAGCACAUUUACAAGGCUGGAUCUCCGUGGUGGAGAUGUAAGCCUGCUUAGAAUUGGUAAUGGAGGAUUGAGAUGAAUUACCAAGUGGGGUAUUUUCUUACAGCUGAUGCUUUGGGGCCUAUCAAUCAUAUGACUGCUGAUUAACCCAUCUUGUCAUCUCCAAGGUGAUUCUUUUUCCUUGCCCUGUCAAUAAAUGGAGGGAUAUGAUGUGCAGGCAUGGAUUCAACUUGAAAAACGAGGAAUAGAGAUGCUCAUUAUAUAUGUUUGUAAAAGCAAGCCUAGGCAAAUGCAAUUUUGAGACUUAGUAAGAUCAACAGCCAACUUUGUCAUGACUCGUUUUGGCUCUUCUCAUAAAUUUCUGUUCCAUUAUUUGUAUUUUCCUAAUUUAUAAAAUACAUUCCCUUUUUUUUGUUUGUGGUACUUGAUCAAAGUUUUGUAAUACAUAGUGAUAGAUUUGGACACUUAA